Molecule: messenger RNA, 750 nt
Organism: Pistacia vera
Lineage: Eukaryota; Viridiplantae; Streptophyta; Magnoliopsida; Sapindales; Anacardiaceae
Product: glycine-rich cell wall structural protein 1-like
Exons: 3
Coding region: 1-750 (249 amino acids)
Source: RefSeq, a predicted model, not a curated record
AUGGUUAAAUCUUUGAUUUGCAGCAUUGGAGGUGGUAUUGGCUGUGGUGGUGGUUCUGGCCAUGAAGCAGGCUUUGGUACUGGAGGAGGUGUGGGUGGUGGUGUUGAUGGUGGUGUUCGAGGAGGUGGUGAUGGUGAUGAGGGUGGAGGUGAAAGAGCUAGGGGUGGAUUAGGUGGAGGAUCUAGACAUGGGGGUGGCUUUGGCGUUGGUGGGGGUGGGGGUGUAGGAGGCGAAGCUAAUGGACGCAUAGGUGGCGGAGGAGUAAUUGGAGGCAGGGGUGGAGGAAUAGGUGGGGGUUCAGGUCAUGUUGGCGGGUUUGGAGCCGGUGGAGGUGUAAAAGGAAGUGUAGGUGUAAGUGGUGGUGCUGGAGGAAGAGCAACAUAUGGUAUUGGGGGAGGGCAUGGACUUGGUGGUGGAGGUGGAAUUGGGAAAGUUGGAGGUGGAGGAGGAGGCGUUGAAGGUGGUUCUAGUAAAAGUGGAGACUUUGGAGUUGGUGGCGGGGUUGGAGGUGGUAUUGGCUGUGGUGGUGGUGGUUCUGGCCACGAAGUAGGCUUUGGUGCUGGAGGAGGUGUGGGCAGUGGUGUUGAUGGUGGUGUUGGAGGAGGAGGUGAUGGUGAUAGGGGUGGAGGUGAAAGAGUUAGGGGUGAAUUAGGUGAAGAUCUGGACAUGGGGGUGGCUUUGGCACUGGUAGAGGCGGGGUGGCUUUGGCACUGGUGGGGGUGGGGGUGGAGGUGUAGGAGGCGAAGCUAG